GCCGCCAAGGGCGACUUCGAGAACGCCGAUACUGAUGGCAACGGAACCAUUUCGGACAAAGAGUUGGUCAAGUUCUUGGAAGGCAAAGAAUUCACACCUCUGAAGAAGGUUGUCCAGGAGGUGCUCAUGGAAGUGGCAUCGAGCUUGGUGGCAGAUAUUGAGGCCCAGGUGAAUCCAGAGGCCCAGGUUUGCUCUUUGCGUCCUCGGCUCGAGACUGUCUGGCCCAGAAGUGGCGAUUUUGAUCACCUCCACGCUCUUUGCCCCUCUCGAUCCUUCGAGAUUAUGAGGACCGUUCAAGUUGCGGCCGUCGCGGAGCCGAUGCCAAGAGUCUCGAGCCCGAGCUCCGUGGCGGAUGUGGCUUGCACGAACGACAAGGUCGUGCAAGGAGCUGUGACGACAACGCGUCGCACGAUGAAGAUCGCAGGCCUUGCGCUUUUUGCAGUAGUCUUUACCUUUGCCUUCUUCGGCUGGCCAACGAAUUUGCUCGAAGAUGCCGCGACACACCGGGGUGUUCUGGCAGCGCUCUUCAUCACAGGCAUCACUUUGGUCGCACUGGAAGAUGUGCUUCGACUUGACAAGUCUGCCAUCAUGCUCGUCCUGGCAUCGGUGAUGUGGACGUACCAUGCAGCGGGCAUCCACGCCAGAACUGUGGAAGGGCACCAUCUUCUUGAGGAGGAGCUGAUGAAGGGCCUCUUCGAGGUGGGCAGCGUCAUCUUGUUCCUGCUCCCCGCAAUGUGUGUGGUCGAGUCUAUUGACCACAUGAAUGGUUUCGCCGUCGUCACGGCCUUCAUCGUGCGCCACACACAGGGCAAGCCCGGCCGGCUAAUGCCCAUCGUUUGUGUCAUCGCUUUCUUCUUGAGCGCGGUGAUUGACAACCUCACUGCCACAAUUGUGUGCAUCAAAAUCCUGCAGCGCGUGGUCCCUCACAGCCAGGACUGGCGACAUAGCUGCGGCGGGGUCGUUGUUGUGGCAGCAAAUGCUGGAGGCGCCUGGAGUCCGAUCGGCGACGUGACCACCACUAUGCUGUGGAUCCAACACAAGGUCUCCACGGGGGGGAUCGUCACUUGGACAUUUUUGCCCUCGUUUGUGGCUGGCUUCAUCCCCUUGUUCGGCAUCUGGUGGCAAGCUCGGCGAUGUGGGCCGAAGCUGCAGGAAGCUUCAACACAGUGUGAAACAGUCGUCCCGAGCCGAAACAGCAUCGUCGUUCUAGUCAUUGGCUUCGGAUGCAUCCUCAUGGUACCGGUUGUUAAGAUGGUCACGGGACUGCCACCCUACUUGGGCAUGAUGAUGGCGCUGGGCUCUUUCUGGCUCGUGACGGAGAUCUGCGACCUGGGUGCGGAGGUGGCGGCGAAGGACGAGGAGGCCCCUGAGGACAAGGAGGGCCCAGCACACCACUCCCGAAGGGGUGUGCCGGCGGCGCUGCAUAAGGUGGAUAUCAGCAGUUUGCUCUUCUUCACCGGCGUGCUUCUUGGCGUCGCCGUCUUGGAAGCUGCCGAAGUCCUGAGCCGCUACUCCACCUUCAUGCGUCAGGUCACUCUGGACAAUGAGCUGCUCCUCUCAGGGCUCCUUGGCGUCUCCUCCGCCGUGGUGGACAACGUCCCCCUGGUCCAGGCAUCCAUUGAAAUGUUCGAGGAGCCCGUGGACCAUCCUUUGUGGCAGCUUGUCGCUUUGGGUGCUGGCACCGGUGGCUCCAUGCUUGCUGUUGGCAGUGUGGCAGGUGUGACCCUCAUGGGCUUGGAGGGUGUCGGUUUCCUCUGGUACGCAAAGCGCAUCUCCCCUUGGGCCGCCUUGGGCUUCGCACUCGGCCUUGCUACCUUUGCUCUGCAGCAAGAAAUCCGCCAGGGCCAGGCACAUGUCCUGGAAAGGCCCAUGCCAGCCGACCACACGGUGAUGCGAGUGGAGCACUUCCGGAAGGGCUUUUCCGACUACGAUGCGGACGGCAGCGGCAGCAUCAGCACUUUAGAGUUGAGUUUGGACCUCAUUUCGUGUUGCGGCUUGAGGCAACGUUUCAUUUUUGGCUACUAUGCUGCAUUAGCCUGCCAGCUGGGCUUUCAGGGAUGGCUUUGUGGUACCUCUGAAGGCGACAUUUUCCGGGAGUUCGGCUACCGGGCAGGGGCCUCGAAACCACAGAUGCCGCCUCCUUGA
Messenger RNA from Symbiodinium necroappetens, 2145 nucleotides. NCBI's taxonomy places the organism in Eukaryota, Dinophyceae, Suessiales, Symbiodiniaceae. The record is from the annotation of a GenBank genome assembly.